AUGUGGGGGAGGGAGGUUGGCGUGCUGUUGCGCACCAUGGGCCCGCUGCUGAUUGGAAACGUCCUGCAGGCGACUAUCAGCGUGUCGCAGGUUGCCUCGUCGGGGCAUCUGGGUCGCAGCGAGCUGGCGGCAAUUGGUUUGGCACACAUGGUGGUAAUCCUAACUGGGUACCCGAUUGCGUUCAGCACGCUGAGCUGCCUGGAGACGUGCGCCAGCCAGGCGUUUACGUCGUCGCAGCCAAAGCUGGUCGGCGGAUACUUUGUCAGGGCGCUGCAGGUGCAAUGGAUUGCAGGCCUGGGCUUGGGCGCCUUCUGGUUCACAUCGGGCCCGCUGUUGGCUCGUAUUCUGCAUAGCGCCAGCGAUGCGACUGUCGAGCUAGCCGUCGAGUACCUGCGGUGGUAUUUUGUGCCCUUCAUGGUGUUCUCCAAUCAACUCUGUGCCCGCCAGGUGUUGUUUGCGCAGGGCAUAACAAGCCCGCUGCCGUACCUGACGCUGCUCGGCACGUUGACUACUGUGGGUGCGCAGUGGCUGCUGGUCUGGUCGCCGUACUUCCGGCUCGGGAUAAGCGGGAUUGCGCUUAGCAAUGGCCUCAGCUACCUGCUAAUGCUGUGUGCGACGCUGUGGGUGAUCAGCCGCAACAACAUGCAUCGCAUUUGGGGUGGCCUUGGCUUCCAUGCGCCGUGGCUGCCGUUCCUGCGCCUGAUGUCACCGUGCCUGGUUCUGGCGCUGUUCUCGACCGGCACCAACGAGCUGAUUACCAUGGCCACCACGCAGCUUGGCGCCAGCAGCCUGGCGGUGCAGUCGGUCUUGUCGGCGCUCGGCCGCAUGUUUAUGAUCUCUGCGUCCAGUGCCGGCGUUGCAUCGCUGAACCGCACGGGGAAUCUGAUCGGCGAGCGUGCUGUGCGUGGCGCCUGCAUUACCGCCCAUGUCUCGCUGUGCAUCGGCCUAGCCAUUGCCGUGCUGGGCGGGCUGGCGCUGGCGCUGGCGCCUGAGCUCUGGAUCGGCAUGUUCACUAGCGACCCAGCGGUAAUCGAUGAUGCUGUGCGCCUGCUGCCGGUCGCUGCAGCUGCGUAUGCGACACAGGCGGUGUCGUUUGUUGGCUCGCAGCUAAUCUCGGCGCAGGGGCGCCAAGGGCUCGCAGUGCGCAUCAAGACGAUCACGUUAUAUACCAUUGGCGUGCCACUCGGGUACUACUGGACCAUGGUCGAGGACUACGGGCUGCUGGGACUGUGGGCGGCGGUUGCCGUCGGCCAGGCAUUCACAGCAGCGGCUGAGGCCAUCGUGCUCCUGCGUACGAGGUGGCCGGAGCUUAUCGAAAAGUGCUCCAGCACCAUUACCAGCAGCGCCUAA
Linderina pennispora is the source of this 1350-nucleotide messenger RNA. Its product is annotated as MATE efflux family protein. NCBI's taxonomy places the organism in Eukaryota, Fungi, Kickxellomycota, Kickxellomycetes, Kickxellales, Kickxellaceae. Gene Ontology annotation, molecular function: xenobiotic transmembrane transporter activity; antiporter activity. Gene Ontology annotation, cellular component: membrane. The coding region runs from base 1 to 1350 and encodes 449 amino acids. The record is from RefSeq and is a predicted model, not a curated record. The transcript has a single exon. Gene Ontology annotation, biological process: transmembrane transport.